This is a messenger RNA of Daphnia magna, 2232 nucleotides long. RefSeq names its product E3 ubiquitin-protein ligase COP1. Gene Ontology annotation, biological process: proteasome-mediated ubiquitin-dependent protein catabolic process. The record is from RefSeq and is a predicted model, not a curated record. The coding region runs from base 222 to 2042 and encodes 606 amino acids. The transcript has 2 exons. Gene Ontology annotation, molecular function: manganese ion binding; ubiquitin protein ligase activity; protein binding. NCBI's taxonomy places the organism in Eukaryota, Metazoa, Arthropoda, Branchiopoda, Diplostraca, Daphniidae. Gene Ontology annotation, cellular component: cytoplasm.
AAAGGUAAAGGCCUUAUAUUGGGAGGCUAUUCUUCAAAUAAUAGCAAAAACGACGUCGAUUCCACGAAAGAUUUCAUUUGGACAGAAGCGGCAAAAAAUUUCAACGAUCAAGUGGCUAAUCGCUUAAAGGAUGCGUUGAACUGAGUGGCUGACUUGUUUGUGAUGUCUUUCAGGUCAGAUGAGCUGUGAAUGUGGCAGCUUGAAAUAUUGAAAGCCUGAAGAUGGCAGCCCGUGGGGUUAAAAGGGGUCCCCAAUCUCUACUGUUUGGGGGUGUAAAAGACACCUAUGAAGAUAGAGAUAGUGAUCUUCUCUGCCCCGUCUGCUUGGAUUUGAUGUCAGAGCCUUAUGUGACUACAUGUGGACACAGCUUUUGUCAUGGAUGCAUUAUCAGGAGCCUGGAGUUAGCCAGCAAGUGUCCUAAAUGUGGCGGGCCGCUCGACAACAGUGGUCGCAACCCAUCCGUUUUCCCCAAUGUAACCCUGAAUGCCUUAAUAGCCAAGGAGAAGAAGAGAGUCGCUGGUAGUCAAGAUGGAAAUCUCUUAUUGAAAGAUUUCACUACAUUGCUAGACAAACGGGAAUGGCAUCCAUCAGAACUCACCCGUAUGCAAGAAGUUCUGCUACGUAAGCAAUGCGACGUUGAUGCCGAACGCAAGUUGACUGAGGCGAAACUACUUGGUGAAUUCCUGGAACAACUCAAAGCUAAAAAAAACAAUGAGUUGAGGAAUGUCCAACAAGAGCUAGAAGUACUGGACACAGACUUGCAAACGGCGCAAACCCUGUAUCCCGGCAACGAGUUGGCAAAAGAGAAGGAAGAAAAUAAUGAAGAGAAAAUGCAAUUUAAUGAAACGGCUUUCAAUUCCACCCUCGCUCCUACUCCUUUGAGCAUCGCUCAGCGCCGAGUGCGAAUGCACCAACAUUUUGAGGAUUUGGAAGAGAAAUACUGGGCUUUGCGGAAUAAUCGUUUCAAUGGGGAUGGCAAGAAAAGGGAAAGUUUACUUGAUUUUCAAUCUAAUUUGAAUCAACUCACCCGAUGGAGUAAACUGAGACCUCUUGCUAACUUGAGUUACGGAAGCGAACUCCUCAAUACUGCUCAUAUUGUUAGUUCGAUCGAGUUCGACCGAGAUGCAGACUUCUUUGCUAUCGCUGGAGUCACGAAACGAAUCAAAGUGUACGACUAUGCGGUGGUGGUCCGUGAUGCAGUAGAUCUCCAUUAUCCCGUCAUGGAGAUGGUUGCCGGCUCUAAAAUAUCAUGCAUUUCAUGGAGUGCAUAUCAUAAAUCGGUGCUAGCCAGUUCCGACUACGAAGGCAGCGUGUCUGUUUGGGAUGCGUCCGUCGGCACGCGUUUAAGAGCUUUUCAAGAGCACGAGAAACGUUGCUGGAGCGUCGAUUUCAAUCGCAUGGACAGUCACUUAAUGGCUAGUGGCAGCGAUGAUUCUCGUGUCAAAAUUUGGAGUUUGAACGCAGAACACUCUGUGGCUACACUGGAGGCUAAAGCGAAUGUUUGCUGCGUCAAAUUCAACCCAUAUUCACGCUACUGUUUAGCCUACGGCGCAGCCGAUCAUUGCGUCCAUUACGUCGACCUACGUCAGCCUAAGGAACCGCUCCGGGUCUUCAAAGGCCAUCGUAAGGCUGUCUCCUAUGUCAAGUUUCUAAGCGAUCGAGAACUCGUAUCAGCCAGCACAGAUAGCCAAUUGAAAUUGUGGUCAGUGGAGGACAACGUCUCAUAUCGUUCAUUCCGUGGACAUACGAAUGAGAAGAACUUUGUUGGUCUAUCAACAACGGACGGCAGCAAAGACGAUCGACGCGAUUUGAUUGCGUGCGGUUCGGAAAACAAUGCCCUUUAUCUUUAUUCAAAGGGUUUGAGCCAGCCUCUACUUCACUAUCGUUUCGACGUGGUUAAAAGUGCUUUGCUGGUCGAUAAAGAACGCGCCGAACAAGAGGAAAGUGCCGAGUUUGUUUCGGCCGUGUGCUGGAAACCUGACUCGAACGUUAUUGUCGCUGCCAACAGCCAAGGAACGAUCAAGAUUCUCGAACUGGUUUAGGAUCAUUUUUUUUUUGUUGCGAAAUUCCGCCAUCGAUCGAUCGCCAUGACUUUGUUUUCAUUUGUCCAUUUUACAGAAUGAGCUGUGACUUGUGUAUGUGUUCUGCCAAAAAGUGAUUCCCGUAUUGUGCCUCCUCUUGAUCAAGCAUUUUCAUGUUACAAUACAGUUCUGACUCUUUUUUGACUACUUA